This is a messenger RNA of Geodia barretti, 1161 nucleotides long. The record is from the annotation of a GenBank genome assembly. Lineage: Eukaryota; Metazoa; Porifera; Demospongiae; Tetractinellida; Geodiidae.
CUGGCGGUGAUCCUCUGGGCCACCGAGGCGAUACCCAUUGCGGUCGUCGGUGUCGUCGGUGUGGUGCUUCUGGUACUGGUGGGAGCCGUGCCCGACUUCGGAACGGCCCUCUACGGUUUCUCCCAGCCGGUGGCCUACUUCCUCGUCGGCAUCUUGACGCUGGGGCUAGCCGUGCAACGCUCGGGGCUGGCGCAACGCAUGGCGACAUAUCUGAUGCGGGGAGCCGGUGGCAGCCCGCGCCUGCUGUACGUGCAGAUGCUGUUCUCCUUCGCCGCGCUCACCUUUGCCCUGCCGUCGGCCAGUACCCGUGGGGCCAUCAUGGUCCACGUGUACGAGCAGGUGCUGCAGCACUGGAACGUACCGAGAGAACACCCGCUGUAUAAGGCCAUGAUGGUGGCCAUGGGCAGCCUCAACCGCCUCGGUUCCACCGCGCUGCUGGCCGGUGGGAUCACCCCGGUCGUGGCCUCUGGCCUCCUGGGCGACUUUUCCUGGACGCAGUGGUUCGUGCUGAUGAGCGUGCCUUUCUACGCCAAUCUGGUCGUGGGCGGGACCGUGUUGUUCGUGUUCUACCGGUCCGGCUUCCGCCUGGAUGACGCUGCUGUAGCCGCGUCCGUUUCGCUGGGCCGGAUGAGCCCAACCGAGAUGCGAGCCGCCGCCAUCGUCAUGCUGACCGCCCUGCUCUGGUUCACCGACUUUGCCCACGGCCUCCAUCCGGCGGUGCCCGCGCUCAUCGCCAUGUGCUUGAUCCUGCUCCCCCGGGUGGGCAUCCUCACCUGGAGCGAAUUCGAGCGGAACCUGGGCUGGUCCAACUUCUUCAUCAUCGCCUCGUCCCUUUCGCUGUCCCACACCCUGGUAACCACGGGCGCCGCGGCCUGGUUCUCGGAAACGCUGGUCGGAGGAGUAUCGCAGUUGACAUCCGCGCCCAUGCUGAUCCUGCUGGCGCUGUGCGUGUGUUUCGCCCUCCUGCGGAUGCUGCUGCCCAACAUCGCCGGCUACCUGGCGCUGGUGAUACCCGUGACGAUGGCCGCAGCCGAGUCCUUGGGCCUGGACCCGCUGAUCUUCCGGUUCGGGAUCACCAUGACCGUCAUCGCCGCCGUCGUGCUCCUGUUCCUGGUGAUCCCCUACUGGGGCCUGAUCGGGCACCCGCUGGUACCGCCGUAA